ACACACUACAGAAAAGCAAGUUACACACACUAUUUGAAUUUUGAACCCCAAACAAAUGGCCAAUACCAAACUCUCCCACCAAACUUUCAGUCCAAUCCCUGCCGUCCAUGUCACCUCCCGCCGACUGAGCCCCACCACCACCAGACUUCACCUCCAAUUUUUCAAAAACAAAAGCUUAGCUCUUAAACUUAAAGCAGACCAAAAAAGCUUCAUAUGGGCCAUUGGACUUAGCCUAGUGGACCAAACGGUCAACGCCGAACGGUUAGUGGGUUUUUUAUACGAUGAUCUUCCACAUGUCUUUGAUGAUCAGGGGAUUGAUCGGACGGCGUACGAUGAGCUUUUGAAAUUCAGGGACCCAAUUACCAAGCUUGACACUCUAAGUGGGUUCCUGUUUAAUAUUGCUCUCUUGAAGACACUCUUCAGGCCUGAGUUACAGUUGCACUGGGUCAAACAGACAGGACCUUAUGAAAUUACUACAAGGUGGACUGCGACCAUGAAAUUUAUCCUUCUGCCAUGGAACCCAGAAUUGGUCAUUACGGGAACCUCUAUCAUGGGUAUCAACCCAGAGACAGGAAAGUUUUGCAGCCAUGUGGAUUUUUGGGAUUCCAUAAAGAAAAAUGACUACUUUUCUCUAGAAGCUUUGUGGGAUGUGUUAAAGCAGCUGCGGAUAUACAAAACUCCAGACUUGGAAUCACCCAAAUAUCAGAUACUGAAAAGAACUGCUAACUAUGAGGUGAGAAAGUACACGCCAUUUAUAGUGGUAGAAGCAAAUGGAGACAAAUUCGCUGGGUCAACUGGCUUUAAUGAUGUUACUGGGUACAUAUUUGGAAAGAAUUCCAGAUCAGAGAAGAUACCAAUGACUACCCCUGUCUUCACGCAGGCAUUUGAUGCUGAACUUUCCAAAGUAUCCAUCCAAGUUCUUCUUCCAUUGGAUAAAGAUAUAAGUAGUUUACCAGAUCCUAAUCAAGAAACAAUUAGCAUGAGAAAGGUAGAAGGAGGUAUUGUUGCAGUUUUGAAGUUCAGUGGAAGAGCUACUGAAGAUGUUGUUCGAGAGAAAGAAAAAGCACUUCGCUCUUCUCUUAUAAAUGAUGGCCUCAAAACAAAGACAGGUUGUUUGCUUGCACAAUACAAUGAUCCAGGCCGAACAUGGAGCUUUGAAAUGAGAAAUGAGGUUCUGAUAUGGCUUGAGGAGUUCUCUUUGGAUUAGUGAAUUAAACGUGGCCACCCUUUGACCUGCACUUCAGGUUGAUCAUUCUUGCCCUUUUUUUUAUUUUGGCAUGAAUUUAUCUGGAUGAAUUGUAAUGAAGGAAACAAUAUAAGCGUAGCUUAACAUUAUUAUAGUUACCCUUCAGCAACCACAGUGUUCUGCAUCUUCUCGUUGGGUUCAUUAUGAUCUCAGUUUUCCAUUUACUAUCUAAUGAAAUAAACACUAUUGUACUUGUAAUUCCCUCUAAGAUCUGCCAGUUUCCAAACCAUGGCAGCGUUCUCCAUUGCUAUGUGUUAUACGCUGUAUCAUUAUUGGACACUAAAAACUAAAUACUUCUUUUAC
Molecule: messenger RNA, 1549 nt
Organism: Quercus lobata
Lineage: Eukaryota; Viridiplantae; Streptophyta; Magnoliopsida; Fagales; Fagaceae
Product: heme-binding-like protein At3g10130, chloroplastic
Exons: 8
Coding region: 56-1207 (383 amino acids)
Source: RefSeq, a predicted model, not a curated record